AUGCUCUCCCGAAUCAGCCGUGCUCGUCCGUCCAGCCCCAGCCUGCAGCGCCUUGUGCGCAGCUUCUCCGAGGACUGCAGCAGCGGGUCCUCGCGGCUUAUCAAGCCCACGAUCGGCGAAAUCCCGCGCUACACUGAGCCGAUUGGGCUUGUGUCGCCCGAGACUGCUGCGCCGUUCCUGCGGUUCUCAGACAAGUACCUCUCAAAGGGGUUUGACCCGAACGAUAUGUACCUGCACCCGGGCUUCAUAACCGACGCCGAACACACCUUGCUGGUGAAGAACUGCGAGAAGAAGCUGCGCCGCCUUGCAAGCUCCUACGAGAUGGGCCAUUUCGACAAGCGGAUCCACAACUAUCGCGAAUGCUCGUCUGCCGGCUGGUCGACUGUGGGCAAGUACGACGGCCAGAUCCGGUCCAUUCUCGACCGCGUGUGGGACUUGUUCCCCGCGAGCCUUGCCUGGCUGCCACCGCACAUCCUCGACUUGCACCAGGACGGCGAGAUCCUGCCGCAUGUCGACAACCCAGACUACUCGGGAUUCGUGGUCGGCGGGCUGUGUCUGCUGGGACCUGCUGUGAGCACAUUCAAGCAUGUGGAUGAUCCGGAGGUGCGCGUCGACGUGCUGCUGAAUCCCAACAGCCUCUACUUUAUGACUAAUCACAUCCGGUACCAGUUCACACACGAGAUAACCGUGGACCCGGCCCAGCGGUCGUGGGGCGGCAAGGCGGUCCCGCAGUCGCGGCGCAUCUCGCUUAUGUUCCGCGACGCGAAGGAGCCGUCGGGCGGGUGGCAGAGCAUGGCCCAGAACGUUGCUGGCAGGGCGUAG
Molecule: messenger RNA, 822 nt
Organism: Linderina pennispora
Lineage: Eukaryota; Fungi; Kickxellomycota; Kickxellomycetes; Kickxellales; Kickxellaceae
Exons: 2
Coding region: 1-822 (273 amino acids)
Biological process (GO): fatty acid metabolic process; DNA damage response
Cellular component (GO): mitochondrial matrix
Source: RefSeq, a predicted model, not a curated record